Messenger RNA from Paralichthys olivaceus (Japanese flounder), 2558 nucleotides. It is a transcript of the gene smu1a, whose product is annotated as SMU1 DNA replication regulator and spliceosomal factor a. Gene Ontology annotation, molecular function: protein binding. Gene Ontology annotation, biological process: mRNA splicing, via spliceosome. Lineage: Eukaryota; Metazoa; Chordata; Actinopteri; Pleuronectiformes; Paralichthyidae. The record is from RefSeq and is a predicted model, not a curated record. Gene Ontology annotation, cellular component: precatalytic spliceosome.
CCCUCUCUCUCCACCCCGCACUUCCGUGUUAGCGCCUGUGCUCGUGUGUGUGUGUGUGUUUAGCUCCGGGUUAGCUUCGGUCCUCUGAUAAAGAAUCAUGUCUCUGGAGGUGGAAUCAGCAGACGUGAUCCGUCUGAUUAUGCAGUAUUUAAAAGAAAACAAUCUGCAGCGGACUCUGGUCACCCUGCAGGAGGAGACCACAGUGUCUCUGAACACGGUGGACAGUAUUGACAGUUUUGUCGCAGACAUCAACAGUGGCCACUGGGACACUGUCCUUCAAGCCAUCCAGUCCCUCAAGCUCCCAGACAAGACUCUGAUAGACCUUUAUGAACAGGUUGUGUUGGAGCUGAUUGAGCUGAGAGAGCUGGGUGCGGCUCGUUCACUUCUCAGGCAGACUGACCCCAUGAUCAUGCUCAAACAAACCCAACCAGAGAGAUACAUCCACCUGGAGAACCUGCUGGCUCGCUCCUACUUCGAUCCCCGAGAGGCGUACCCAGAUGGCAGCAGUAAGGAGAAGCGCCGAGCUGCCAUCGCCCAUGCCCUGGCCGGGGAGGUCAGUGUGGUGCCCCCCUCUCGUCUCAUGGCUCUGCUGGGACAGUCACUGAAGUGGCAGCAGCAUCAGGGUCUCCUUCCUCCUGGUAUGACCAUCGAUCUGUUCAGGGGUAAAGCUGCAGUCAAAGAUGUGGAGGAGGAGCGUUUCCCCACUCAGCUCUGCAGACACAUCAAGUUUGGACAGAAAUCUCAUGUGGAAUGUUCCCGAUUCUCCCCUGAUGGUCAGUACCUGGUCACAGGCUCUGUGGACGGCUUCAUCGAGGUCUGGAAUUUCACAACCGGCAAAAUCAGAAAGGAUCUGAAGUACCAGGCUCAGGAUAACUUCAUGAUGAUGGAUGAUGCAGUGUUGUGUAUGGGCUUCAGCCGGGACACAGAGAUGUUGGCCACCGGAGCGCAAGAUGGAAAAAUCAAGGUGUGGAAGAUCCAGAGCGGUCAGUGUCUGAGGAGAUUUGAACGUGCCCACAGCAAAGGAGUAACGUGUGUCAGCUUCUGUAAAGAUAGCAGCCAGCUCCUCAGCGCCUCCUUUGACCAGACGAUCAGAAUCCAUGGACUGAAGUCAGGUAAAACUCUGAAGGAGUUCCGCGGUCACUCCUCAUUUGUCAACGAGGCCACGUUUACACCAGAUGGCCACCACAUCCUCAGCGCUUCCUCCGACGGAACAGUGAAGGUUUGGAACAUGAAGACCACCGAGUGCUCAAACACCUACAAACCUCUGGGCACGUCAGCUGGCACCGACAUCACUGUCAACAACGUCAUCCUGCUGCCCAAGAACCCGGAGCACUUUGUCGUGUGCAACCGUUCCAACACGGUGGUCAUCAUGAACAUGCAGGGACAGAUUGUGAGGAGCUUCAGCUCCGGUAAGAGGGAAGGUGGUGACUUUGUGUGCUGCACUCUGUCGCCCCGCGGUGAGUGGAUCUAUUGCGUGGGAGAAGACUUUGUGCUCUACUGCUUCAGCACAGUGACGGGCAAACUGGAGAGAACACUGACGAUCCACGAGAAGGAUGUGAUCGGCAUCUCCCACCACCCCCACCAGAACCUCAUCGGCACCUACAGUGAGGACGGCCUUCUGAAGCUCUGGAAGCCUUGACGUGUUGAAACCAAGUUUAAACUGGACGUUCUCACUGGGCAGCUGCUCCCUCCUCUCUGGACUCUGCUCCACCGUUUGUCGUGUUGGUUUUCAGCCACAGUGAAUCAUUCCCAGGUUCAUGUGGACCUAAAAGUUUUGGAUGCACGCGUUGAUGAUCUCUGUCACAUUCAGCUGCAUGUUUUCAUGUGGAAGUGGUCGUUGUGUGUGAUGAAUAAAAAUGCAGGUUGUGCAGGUUCUGUUGUGUUAUUGAAAACAUGCAGCUGGAUGUUCGUGCAGCUGAGCUUUAUUUACCUCAGCCAUCUGAGAGUGAAGGUUCAUCUUUACAGUAGUUUUACUGGAAAUGUUUCAUUCAAUUUCUAAAACCUGACAUUUUUAUAUCUUUAAAUUACUUUUUCAGUUUGUUCAAAGUUCAUAGAAAUAAUUUCCGUGCAUCUAACGAAGCGACUUGUGCUUCACUGUGACUCUUGUUUAUGAAUUUGUUCAGGUGAGGAGUCAGAUGUUCGGAUUGAGAUAGAAACAAGGUUUUAAUUCUUGUUUUGAAAAUUCAAUUUUCUGUAAAUAUAUAUUUUUCACAUCUUUUUUUUUCCCAAGAAGACCUGGUUGAAUAGUUGUUUGUCUGUGUCUUUCCUCAAGUCAUGGCAAGAAGUGAAAGUCAUGGCAGAAGUUGCACUGUCACCUUCUGCAAUACAGAACAAUACAUUUCAGUUUUAUAAGUCAUCCUACUUUUCUCCUCGUUUUCGUUUUUUAAUCAGGCCUCUUUUUAAUUUUUAUUCCUGGAGUUAGGCCCCGAGUGAUGUUGGAAACUUCCCUCAGUGCAUACAUGACCAAUAAUUUACACAAAUCACAGGUUCUGUAACUUGGAUGUCCAAAUGUCCCAUUUGUGUUUCUUGUCUUUGCCAGUAAAGCUAUUUAACCAGAA